Lemur catta (Ring-tailed lemur) is the source of this 1842-nucleotide messenger RNA. It is a transcript of the gene IFT22, whose product is annotated as intraflagellar transport 22. Gene Ontology annotation, molecular function: GTPase activity. Gene Ontology annotation, biological process: intracellular protein transport. The record is from RefSeq and is a predicted model, not a curated record. NCBI's taxonomy places the organism in Eukaryota, Metazoa, Chordata, Mammalia, Primates, Lemuridae. The coding region runs from base 132 to 689 and encodes 185 amino acids. The transcript has 5 exons. Gene Ontology annotation, cellular component: endomembrane system.
CCCCUGCGGGCCGCUCGCCGUCGCCACGGAAACGAAGGCAGCCAAUGAGCGCGGCGGCUUGAGCUCCUCCGUGACGCGCCGGCUCCGGUGGGCUCGGAUGGGCUCCGGUGGGCUCCGCGCGGCGGACGACGAUGCUGAAGGCCAAGAUCCUCUUCGUGGGGCCCUGCGAGAGUGGAAAAACCGUUUUGGCUAACUUUCUGACAGAGUCUUCUGAUAUCACUGAAUACAACCCAACCCAAGGAGUGAGGAUUCUGGAAUUUGAGAACCCGAACGUUACCAGCAACAACAAAGGCACCGGGUGUGAAUUUGAACUAUGGGACUGUGGCGGGGACACAAAGUUCGAGUCCUGCUGGCCGGCCCUGAUGAAGGACGCUCAUGGAGUGGUGAUCAUCUUCAACCCUGACAUCCCCAGCCACCGGAAGGAAAUAGAAAUGUGGUAUUCCUGCUUCGUCCAGCAGCAGCUCUUACAGGACACUCAAUGCCUGUUAAUUGCACACCACAAACCAGGCUCUGGAGGUGAUACAGGAAGACUGUCUUUGUCACCACCCUUGAACAAGCUGAAGCUGGUGCACUCGAAUCUCGAGGAUGACCCUGAGGAGAUCCGGAAGGAAUUCAUAAAGUAUUUAAAAAGCAUAAUCAACUCCAUGUCUGAGAGCAGAGACAGGGAGGAGAUGUCAAUUAUUACCUAACUGGGCUUCAUCUGGGACUUCCACAUCCCAGAUGAAAUCAACAUCUUUCCUAGUGCAGAUCUGAAAUCACAUGCAGCUACUAACAUUUUCUUCUCCCUGUGUCUGUAGAAGAAAUUUUCCUAUCUGCCAGAAGGUACCAGUCAGCCAGAGAGUUGACUCAUACCAUCUAUUCUCUGUCCUUGGUUCAGGUGAGAAAAAUCCUAUGAUUGGAUUCUGAAUUCCUGGCCCCAGACCAUUCCAAAGCUGGAAAUUUGAGGGUAUUUUUCCCCCUACUUCACUUAUGUCAAGUUACAAAACUUGUGGAAUUGUAACUAUCAUAGCCCAAUGGGACAACAGUCGUUUAAUCCACGUGUAUUGGUUUGAAUGUGAUUUUCUUUCCUUGAUUCACCCAACAGAUACCAACUGGAUGAACAUCUGCUAUGUGUGCAGCAGUUCUAGCUGUUGACCACAUACAGCAUGAAUGAAAAAGACAAAAAUCCUUGCCCUCAUGGAACUUCCAUUCUAUUUUUCUAAAUAAUAGUAGAGACAAAAACUUAAGUACUACAUCUUGGAUAUGCAAAAAAAAAAUCUACAUUUUCUAUAAUUGUCUAAAUCUCGUAUGUUCUCCUCUACCAGAUAAUGAGGGGACCUGGGGUGCUUAACAAUGCUAAAUGAAGGUAUAGUUGACCCUCAUUCAUAGACUUUGUAUUUGGGAAUUUGCCUGCUCACUAAAAUUUAUCUGUAACCCCCAAAUCAAUACCAUGGCGCUUUCUCAGUUAUUUGCGGACAUGAGUAGAGUGGCAAAAAAAUUGAAUUGCCCAAUGCACACGUUCCCAGCUGAGGUCAAACAAGGGACACUCUGCCUUCUUGUUUCAGCUCUCAUACUGUAAACAAGGGUCCUUUUCAUGGUCUGUUAAUACUUUGUGUCAUGUUUUCACAUUUUUGUGCUUUCUGUUGGUGAUUUUGCUGUUUAAAAUGGCCCCCAAGCGUAGUGCUGAAGUGCUGUCUAGGUUUCCUAAGUGCAAGAAGGUUGUAAUGUGCCUUAUGGAGAAAAUACGUGUGUUAGACAAGCUUCAUUCAAGUGUGAGUAACAGUGUUGUUGGCCAUGAGUUCAAUGAUAAUGAAUCAAUGUAUAUUAAAUGAAAUGUCUUUAAAAAUAAACACACAAAACAAG